Oncorhynchus keta (chum salmon) is the source of this 446-nucleotide messenger RNA. Its product is annotated as histone deacetylase 6-like. The record is from RefSeq and is a predicted model, not a curated record. NCBI's taxonomy places the organism in Eukaryota, Metazoa, Chordata, Actinopteri, Salmoniformes, Salmonidae. Gene Ontology annotation, molecular function: zinc ion binding. The transcript has 4 exons. Bases 48 to 386 code for a protein of 112 amino acids.
CGGUGUUUGAGCUGUUCUGUGGAAACCAGGAUGUGGACGGGAGCUCCAUGUACGUGGUAGAUCCCCUGUCCUGGUGCCCCCACCUAGACUCAGUGAGGCCUGUUCCUGUUGGAGGUAUAGAUGUGUUUCGGCCCUGUGAGGACUGUGGAACCGACACUGAGAACUGGAUCUGUCUCUGCUGCUACAAGGUGUACUGUGGUCGCUAUGUCAACCAGCACAUGUUAACCCACGGCGUGGCGUCAGAACACCGGCUGGUGCUGAGCUUCUCUGACCUAUCGGUCUGGUGUUACUCCUGUCAGGCCUACGUCCACAACCAGAUGGUGUUUGAAGCCAAGAACGCUGCCCACUGUAUGAAGUUUGGAGAGGACAUGCCCCUCUCCAACUGAAGCCAUACAUGGUUGAGAGAGAGAGAGAGAGAGGGGGAGAGAGAGAGAGAGAGAGAGGGG